GUACGUGUUAGGUACGAAAAAAACGAAACGGGGAAUGGCACACCAUCUUUUCAUAGAUAGAAAUGUGUCUACCUUCCCACUAAUCCUAAUUUCGUGUAUAAAUAUAUAAUAUUCGUUGACAGUUACACACAAACAAAUCACUAGAGCUUUUCAUUCAGCUAACUCAACUCGUUAAUUUUCUCCGCUUUCUCUCUAUUCUCUUUCUAUUGUAUGGCAGCCAAUUCGAGUAGCCGACUCAUCACUGGCUUCGGGAAGCGGCUCAUCAACCAGAUCUGGAACUCCAACUCCACUUUUUCUUCAUCUUCUCUUCUCCCACUCGCAUCGUCGAGGAGGGCAGCAUACAGUUCAGUGUACGACAAGAACGUAGAUGAUCACAUCCACUCGGAGCCAGUUCCUGAUGAUGUGAUCCAGGCAACUCAAUCAGACAAAUACUGGGCCCCACACCCACAAACUGGAGUAUUUGGGCCCCCCGGCGAGCACGCCACAGCCUCCACCACGAAUGCAACUGCUGGCUCGGUGCUGGAGGAAAAGGCCUGGUUUCGCCCUUCCAGCCUUGAGGACUUAGAGAAGCCCCACCCUCAUCAUCCUUAGUUUUUAGAACCUCAUAUAUACUUUAUGUGUGCGUAUAUAUACUACUACCAAUAAAUAAGGACAGUACUUGUGACCAAGUUGAAGUGGUGUGGUUACUCUAGCUAUAGCUCGUGUAUAUUUUUCUGCUGAGCUUCAAAGUGUGCUGAGACUGCACUGCAGGUUGAUGCUCGUUGAAGAGUGUGGACUAAGCUUUUAUUAUACAUAUUGCUAGACAUGAACUACGUUUAUAUGCAUGUAAACUUCUUGUUUUUGUUUUCAUGCAACUUUAAUAUUAAACCUAUGGUUAUGGUUGUGCAAAUUGUGCUUA
Cicer arietinum (chickpea) is the source of this 898-nucleotide messenger RNA. RefSeq names its product late embryogenesis abundant protein At5g17165. NCBI's taxonomy places the organism in Eukaryota, Viridiplantae, Streptophyta, Magnoliopsida, Fabales, Fabaceae. The record is from RefSeq and is a predicted model, not a curated record.